Molecule: messenger RNA, 1230 nt
Organism: Babesia ovata
Lineage: Eukaryota; Apicomplexa; Aconoidasida; Piroplasmida; Babesiidae
Product: SCY1 2, putative
Exons: 2
Coding region: 1-1230 (409 amino acids)
Source: RefSeq, a predicted model, not a curated record
AUGAUUGCUCAGGAGAAAUUGCAAGAGUGGAAGUGCCGCCGACGCCGGGAUGUGUACGAGCAACUCCCCAUAGGUGACGUGGUUUUACUAAUGUCAAGAUUACAGGUGCAUGUAAACGCUAUUUCAGAAGGGAGUGAUGGCUUCGACCUGCAAACGUUUGAUGUGUUGUCCGUUGCACUUACGGAAAACUGGCGGAUGAGGUCGGCGGGGUCGGCACCUUCUGGAGAGAUUACGUACCUGGAGCUUCUGUCCACCCAACAUCUCGUUUUCGAUGUCGGUCCACGAUUUCUUUCCUUGGUGCUUCGCAAACUCGGCGGCACAGCGGACGUUCCUACCACCGAUGCAGGUGGUGAUCAGGUCAGCGACACCGGCACUCUCGAACACGACCUUGUUGCAGUCCUCGCUGAAGAAUUUGUUGGCGAAUUUGCAGAUCUCGUUGAGUCCCAGCCUCAUGAUGGCAGCCUUAGUGUUAGAUCCGAGCCCCAAACCGUCACAGAAACCGGCGGAAAUGGCAACGACGUUCUUGAUGGCGCCGAACACCUGGACAGCGGCAACACCGGGUACGCAGUUGAUCUUGAAGUAAGGCCUGUCGAAGAGCUUCUGGAAGAUGAGGGCGUGCUCCUUUUCCUUGUAUCCAAUGGUGGCCUCACUGAACUCUUCCUUGGCGACGUUGGUGGCAACGUUGGCACCGGAAAGGGCGAGGCAUGGGAUACCAAGCUCCUGCUCGAUGGUCUCGGUGAAGCACACCACAUCGCGUCCGGUAAGCUCGAUACCCUUGACGAGACUGAUGCAGAUGGAACCAGGCUUGAUGGGACCCAUUUCCUUCAUCUUCCUAACGGUGGACUUGACGAACUGGUGAGGGAGCACAAUGAUGAAGGUGUCAGACUCCUGGACGCACUCCUUCAUGUCAGGUACACCGACCAGGUUGUGAGGCAGCUUGAUUCCAGGCAGGUACUUCUUGUUCUCGUGGUCCGUGUUGAUGAUCUCGCUGAGCUUGCGGCCCUCGAAGACUUCCUCGAGCACCCACAGGCGUACAGUGUUGUCGAAUUCGGGGUGUCUCGCAGCGUUCUCCGCAAUGAGUUUGCUCGAAGCCGUUCCCCAGUUGCCGCAGCCCAUAACACAAACCUACAUCGCGGUGAAAUGGUGACAUGGACCGGGCAUGUCGCAGUCAUGCCGCUGGAAUCUAGACAGCAAUGCAACGUACCUUCCUCGGCGAUGCCAUUGUUCUAA